AUGAGCUUGUCAGGCAAGCUCAGCAGGCUUAGAAGACUUUGGUUGAUCUGGAUUCUCUUUGCUUCCGCAGAGGGUCUUGCUGGACGGAAGCUUCAAUUGGGCAGACCAGAUGGGCCUCCGCAGAAGAUCGUCAUCUCCAACGAGUCUCCUGUUCCCGAUGCCUGGGUAGUCCAUGAGCUGGAGCUUUUCUUUGGCUUCUGUCAUGAGGACCGGCCUCUGGAUGCUUUUUUGUCCAACAUCUGGAGCUCCGGAACCCGCCGGGAGAAUGAAGACGCCACAGCAGCAUUCCGGGCCUUCGAUGGAAGCUUGCAAACAAAUUGGACCGCCGACUGCAGACAAGUCCUUGGAGGUUGCGCUCCACUAGAUGGAUACAUCGGCCUUGAUGUCAGAGACUCGCCAGAGUACAUUGAGGCCUGGGCCAACAAGGACGAGCCCUUCAAUAUCUCCAACCCCUUCAUGGAGAAGUUGAAGGUGCGUUGCAUUCGGAUUUUUCAAGAUCCGCAUCCAUUACAUAAGGCUGAUGUGAUUUCUAUACGAGAAGUCUGGCCUGACACAAGUACCGAGAUAGAAGGCGACUACGUCUUCAUAACUUUACAGGUCUUGGAGUCUGUCAGUGCAGGAAUUUGGUCGCGGAGACCAAGCAUCGAAGACACCGCGUGGAGAAUAGUUAGUUUGUGGCCUACCGAGGAUCCUUUGACCCUCACUGAAGUGAAAUUCUUCAAGGAUGAGCUGUGCUCGCUCCAAAUCCAUGGAGCACCAUUCUCUUGUGGUAGCGUUGAUGCGCUGACUGAAGGCGAGAUGCAGGCAAUGGAUUUGAAUCUUGACACCCACUGGCGGGCCAAAUGCGCUUCAGAUGGAGGAGGUUGCAGUGCCCAGGAGGCAUUUUUUGGACUGGACUUUGGCGAUGCGGUGACACAGGUCAAAUGUGUGCAGCUGUACCAGUACAUGCCAAACUCACUGGCCAUUAUAUCGGAAAGGCCCUCCUACUCCAGGGGGUUUGAUUUGCAGCAUUGGACCGGCAAGAGUUGGCUAUCAAAAGAGAGAUUUUGGGAUCCGGCUUUUGUGUCGCAGGUAUCAAAUCCCGAGUGGCUUCCCACCAUGAUCACUCCAUACUUCGGUGGUGCCCCUGGAGUUUGGGAAGAUUUGCGACCGCCGAACAAGACAGCAUGGCGAAUCAUGAACGAUGAUUGGACCAGUGCCCAGUGGCACGUUCACGAGCUGGAGUUUUACGAGUCCGAAGCCUGCGAUGGACCGAAGCUUGAAGGUACACCUCUCGACAUGGUAGGCCCCUCCAACGAACACAUGGCAGCUCUGGCUUUCGAUGGUGAUACAAGCCACAACCUCGCAUGGGAGUCCCACUGUCUUGGAAGUUGCGUUCCCUAUGAAGCUUGGCUUGGUUUGUACAUGCGCCCGCACAACCCAGGGUUGGGAGAAACAUACGAGGGGCCGCAGGUCAGGUGCCUCAGGUUGAUGCAAAGCAGAUUUCAGCAGCACACUGCAGCCUCAAUCAUCCUGAGCCGGUUCAUGAACGGGCAGUGGGAGGGCCAGGAGACGCAUCGCUUCGUCGGUGGAGGCACCUGGAACCAGAGGCCCGCACCACCAUGGACACAGUGGAGGAUUUUGAACGAUGGUGCUAUCAGGGGGCAGUGGCGGAUCCAUGAACUGAUGGCUUUUAAAGACCCCCUGUGCAUUGACCCAGUCGAAAGUGGAAGCCCGUUGGCCAGUGGUUAUGCUGUGUUUGCUGAAGGUCCAGACAGGCUUUUCGAUUCAAAAGAGAAUCCCCCAUGGGGUGCAGAUUGCAUGCAGUGCAAUGAAUCACGUGGCUAUUGGAUCGGGAUGCAGCUGCCACGUGAGACGGAAGAUGCAAGGGCUGGCUUGUCGCUGUUGCGUUGCAUCAAACUAUGGCAAAGUGCAAAAGUAGAGCAGCAAGCUUCGGGCUUGAAGGUCGAGUUGUGGAAUGGUCGGGACUGGACGAUGUCUCCCAUCUCGGCUUCAGGUUUUCUGGAUGGAGGCGGGGGAGGCAUUUGGUCUCGGCAGCCUGCAAGCCACAUGACCAAGUGGCGUCUCCGGCCCAACAUGGCGUUCGAUGCUCAUUGGCGCGUUGAAGAGAUCGAGUACUUUGCAGACUCGCUCUGUUCGCGACGCAUUCGUGAGUUCAGGUCUGGCAACGGAGGUGCAGGCUUGUCCGUCUCCGGAUAUACUUCUGCUCUUGCGGGCUUCGAUCUUGCUGGGCGGCCGGCAAUGUGGUCGGAGGCUGAAUUGGCUGCCGAUGGGGAUGAGACCUCUUACGUGCUUCUGUCCCAUAUGCCAAGCAUGGGUCGCCCAGCAUGGGUCUCAGUGGACUAUCUCUCCGAAUCUGUGUUUGUGCGGUGUGUGCGCAUCCGGCAAGGCCCCUUACCUGUGCAGCACGCUUUCUCCGUGAAGCUAGAAAUCUGGGACGGUGCAAAAUGGGGCAGUGACCCUGAGAUGUCGCCAGAGGAGGAGACCCUUGAUGGUUUGGGUGGGGGUGGUUGGCAAAGAAGGCCUGCCGCAGCGGAAACGAUCUGGCGGAUUGAGAACUUGGACUUUGUUCCAGAAGGCUGGGUUCUUUACGAGUUGGAAUUUUACAAGGAGCCUUCCUGUUCUGGCAGCCGACUACUGGGAGAACCCACCGCAAGCGGAUUUAUUCCGCCGGAGAGCGACCAUGGGCCUUUCCAGGCCUUCGAUCGCGAUGAGAAGUCUGCCUGGGUCUCCCAGUGUGCAUAUGUACAAGAGGCAGACCUGCCCCUUGGCUAUGAGUGGACAGGUCUUCCCAUGGGCUGCGACCCCUCCCGUGCAUGGAUCGGACUUGAUCUUGGCGCCUCCUCGCCUGGAACAGUUCAAUGUGUGAGACUCAUCCAGGCUGGCUACCAGCACAUGCAGAGCGCCAGAGUGGGCUUAUCCAAGUGGGAUGGCAAGGGAUGGCAACAAACAAUGGAGCUUUCAGGGCUUGGUGGCAGUUCUUGGGAGCAGAGACCUGCUGCUCCAAACACGAUGUGGAGGAUCUUGCACGGAGCAAGGCGGCCAGGCGUGUGCCGCAAUCAAUUAAGUCGCAUCAACAGGCGCAGUUGGGGUGUGUCAGACUUGGUCUUCUACUCUGAUGAAGAGUGUGGUCAAGCAAUCACUGGUGGAAGCGCAAUCUCAUCCGGAAGCAUAGACUUCUAUCGAGAAACUGUUGCAGAUCCCGCAGAUGGAUACAAUGCAAGCAACAGCCUGGAUGUCGACAAGCUUACAACAUGGGGUGCCAAUUGCAAUUUCGGAUGGAAGCCGGCUGGCCUCCUUGGCAUGCAGGACUCUACACGUGUCAACUGCAGUGGUGCUUGGCUGGGCAUGGCAUUUGUUUCCAAGGCCGUGGAGGUUCGCUGCAUCAAGAUGGUGCAGAGCAGACUUGAAUCAAGCAUUUGCUGCGAUCCUGCUUCAGAAGCAGAGCUUCAGCGCUGGAAUGGCUCCGCUUGGAUCGAGGCCACAUGGGUACGAGAGCCGCCACCUGCCUACAAUCCUGGGGAACGUGUGCAAACAGAAAGAACCCACCUGGGUGCACAGUUCAAGAGUUUGGGAGAGUGUCCUCAGCUCGAGUUCUUGUCUGACCGGAGGAUUGAUCUGGAAGAAAUCGAGGAGAUUCGAAACAGGCGCGAAAGUGACAACUGCCGCAUCCAGUUGACUGGUGCAACGAGCUUGAUGGGUGAUCCUGUCUGCGUGACUCACAAGAGAUGCAGUCGGAACUUUGGUGAUGAGGGCGAUUGUUGUCCUAUGGGAGACCCGAAAUUUGCAAUCAGCCGUUGUUGCUGCGAUUUCAUCAGCUCAGAACCCAUCUUCAAUGACACAGAUGUGCCCGUGGAGAAUGGUGACCUGCGCAUCAAGUUCAACUUCGAGUAUGCCACGAUUUGGCUCUCAAACCAUCUGCCCUGGGCUGGCCUCGUUACAACAGUGAUCGCCUACUUUUCAGCCCUAGGCUUGCCGAAAGAUGUCAGGGAGCGGAUAACGUUGUGGUGUCACAGGCCACCGGCGCACUUAUCACAUGCUCACCUGCGCCUGUGGAUUCGCCGAACUAUUGCCACAUUUUUAUGGCCUGCAGUGGAAUGGAGAGAUUUUCUGGCCAACAGUGAUUCAUCGGUUGCACGCCUCUGUCGUUGGUUUGUCCUGCCAAACGGAGAGUUGCCAAGCCCUUUGGAGCUUCAUCGAGGCCUACUUUUCUUGCUGUUUGGCUUCCUGUUCGCCGGUAUGGCUCCGUGGUUGGGAAUCGGCAUCAUCUGUGGCGAGGGUGCUCUGCGUGGUCUUAUUGGUGUGAGUGUUGUUAUCCGAUGGUUCAAGUCCAAGUACAAUCCGCUUGACCUGAGAGAUAUGGCCCUUCGCAGGAAGAUCACACGGGUUCGGAUGAAGACUGAAGAGGAUACUGCUGAUGGGGUUGAUGUUGGCAUGGGGUGCGCUGUGGCAUUUGCAGCAUCCUUGGUGUACUUCUUGAAAUUCAUCUUUGACAUGCUGAUCCUGCGCUCGCAGAUGAUUUCCAUGGGCAUGAUCGAGUCCAUCGAGGCACGUCUAAUUGUGGAUAUCUUCCCUGGUCUCUUGGAACUACUACGAGAGCCUGGAAUGCUGAUUUACCAGAUGAUGGACACAGCAUCACAGGGAGUCUCCGUUGCGCUCACAUUCACAAUAGGUAUGCCGCUCUGUGAGGGAUCUUGUGUCCUUGUCGGAUCUGUUGGUUUGGUGGCUGUGCUCGUCUGCGCAAUGCAGUGGCUGAAUUAUGAUCUCUUUGGCUUGUUCGUAGCCGCGCGGAGCAUGUCAAGAUCCACUCGGCCUGAAUGCCAACGCAUUUUUGCGCAGUCCUCAAUCAUGGGCGUCCUGGGCCUGUCCUUUGCCAUCAUCCAACUUUCCAUGGUGCUGUUUACGCGGGCCCUGCUUUUUGCAAAUCCCUUCCAGCAGACUGUCUGGAUGUGCGAGCACGACGACACUUUGGCUCUCUACAUGGGCAGGACGCUCUUGUUCCUGAGUGCGCUUGGGGGCGUUGUCUUCGUCUUCUUCGCUGUCAAUGGACAUUUCAUGGGUCAGGAUUACCUCCUCGAGCGCGUGGGGCGCUUCCUUGCGAUUGACCUUGAUGGCCUGGACCCUGAUGGGACGGGACCUGGUGGGGGAAUUGUACGCUGUAACGUUUUCUUUGCAGCUUUUCCAACGCUUUGUGGAUUGUGGCUGGACUGGUGGAACAUCGAGGCUUUCCUUGUUGCAGAACGGGCUCGGGUCUAUGCGGAAGUUCUGUGGGAUCCACAGCCUUGCAGAACUUGUGGCAAGAUCCAUACCCCGUAUGACUUGAUGAUGACCGCAACAGGACGCACCAUCAGCAUCACAACACAAAUUGUGCCUUAUGGAGCACUUCUGGGAAAGGCGUCUGAGUACCUGAAUGACCCUCCCUUCAUUUACUGGGGGACGAAGCUCACCUGCAUGUCUGCAUCAAGAGCGCCAGAGACAGCCAGACCGCAAAUAAGCAAGAAGAAAAUCGUGCCCAAUCUGUUCCUCUACACCGCCGAGUUUCUGACUCUUCUCAUCGAGUAUGUUGUGCCUGUGGUGAAGCGAAUUAGCAGCGUCUCGAUCUACAUAUGUUGCUUGCUGGGAACAUUCACACUAACGGAGAAGAAUCUGGUGGAACAAGGGCGAUUUGUUCUGCAAACUGGCUUUAUGUGUGCAGCGUUUAAGGGUCUCAGUGCAUACUUGCUGGAUCCCCUGUUGAGCUUUCUCCUUGGUGCAAUCUAUCGUACUCUGGAGGCGGUGGAAGGGAUACAGAAUGCCAAGAACUAUAUUCCAAGAACUGUUGUAGGUCAGGUCAUUGCAGGUGGACCGGUGGCUAUCCUCAUCACCAACAGUGCCACCACGAACGGAUGGGCUUCUUUUGCUGACGGCUUGAUUGUUGGAUGCGUUGCGGGGUAUAUCACCAGCAUGUUCACAUUGGCCGUCAAUGCAUGCCUGGAGCGCAGCAGCCCGCAGCCAGGCGAUCCCCCUCGAAGAGCUGUAAUUCCGCUUGUGGUGAAGAUUACAUAUUCUCUAGCAGUUGGAGUUGGCGUCGGUGCGGUAUCUCUGCGUGAUGACCGUACGAAUACAAUGUCAGCAUUCAGAGACAUCCUCGCCUUCAGGGAUGACAAAGCUAUGGUGACUGUUCGAGGUGCGGUCACCGGCAUUAUCCUCAGUGCAGCGGCUCAAUUUGUGAGCUUGAAGAUUGUCCUGCUGGAAAACCGGCCUUACAACGAGGAUGAGGGCCCAGGCCACACGAUGCGCAACUGGAGAGACUCGCCAACCCACCGGGUUCUCCGGACAGUGCGCCAACUUGGAGGUGCAGUGGGAGUUCCUUUGGCAGGUCUCAUUGGCAACGUGUUGGCGGAAACAAUCUUCGGCUCUGUAAGCGAGACAGAGACCAGUGUGGUGAGCACCACGGUGAAGGCUUUGUUUGCUCUCGGAACCGGAAACUUCUCUGGCAUUGUCCUAGCCCUCGCUGUGAAUAAGAUGCUUGACAAUCCUCCCCAGCUUGCAGGCUUUUUCACUUUCUUGGGUGUCUGUGUUCUGGCCGCCAACUGGAACCCUGUCUUUGGAUUCACAGCAGCUGUGAUUUUCGGAUGUGCAGUUGGAAGUGUGUUUGAGGAGUUUGUCGCCCGAUCUGUCAUGCGCCAGGAGCUUAUUCGACGUGAUGCCUGGAAUGAGGUAGACGAUGAUUUCAUCAACCAAGCCGCAUUGAAGCAGUUGUCCUAUGCAGAUUCUGAGCAUGAAACUAACAGUGAAUACUUUGCCGCAUCACCAACUCGAGAGGAAAAUCUUCUGGUAGCCUUAGGGGCCGCAUCUGCAAAAGCUCAAACCGCGGAGCUUCUGCAACGGGCACGACUGCGCCGGGGGGAGUCCGAAUUCAGCGUUGAGGCGCUAAGGGCCUCUGCAGAGGUGAGCCCUGACGAUGCUGAAGAGCAGGAAAGGAGGAUAGAACCUUACAGCAGUGGUCCACAGCUACAGAAUGUCCCAGAUCACUUGGCUGUGGAACUCGACGAUCGUGACGGAAGUGAAGAUUUCAACAAGGGCGACAUUUCCUCUCGCACGGUCAGUCGGACAAGCCUUGCAGUAGCCGAACGCCAGAUACCGCCAGAAGACGAUGAUUCCGAAGAGGAGGAUGAGGAAGAAACUCCAUUCGAAAAGAUGCAGCUAGCCAUUCAGGCCCAAUUGUCUUCAAGGACGCACACCUCUGGACCGCCGACUUCCCGGCCCGAUUUGAUUCAACCGCCGCCGGAAGUUGGCAAUCCUGGCAACUACGAAGAUGCGGCUUUGGAGAAGGAUUUGUUCCACAGAUGGGAGACGAAGUCCAAACCGGCUGCAACCAGUACAAUGCCAGCACGCAGUGGCCAGAGAAUUAACAUCAGCAAUAUGUCGAGACCGAAGCCAAAGGCAGCCCCUUCCCGGAAUCUAAGGCCCGUUGCAAAGUCAAAGUCAAUCCCCGAGAAGCCAUCACUGCGAUCACUGAAGCAGUCCUCAACAUUUGCUUCGUCCAUGCUGUCGCAGGAGUCACUUCAGGCACAAAGUCCAGUGGCUGCCAGACGCACAGAUGGCUAUCAACGAAGCAUCAUGAAUGAUGCGUUGCAGACGUCGAGAUCUGCUCCGCGUCCGAACAGCUUGCCGAACGGUGAAGCCCAUGAAGCCGCAGGACCCUGA
This is a messenger RNA of Symbiodinium pilosum, 7689 nucleotides long. The record is from the annotation of a GenBank genome assembly. Lineage: Eukaryota; Dinophyceae; Suessiales; Symbiodiniaceae.